AACUGCAACAAAGGGUUUCUUCUCUCAAAUCAUGGUGACAAACUGACAAUUAACUGCAACUUGCUCACUCAAUCAAGCGGAAUGCCCAAAUACUACUACCCUCUCGCCGUUUUUGUCAACGAUGGGGCGUAGCAUAGUCGGCUACAAGCUGGAUCAAAUUAAGAAGGAAAAAAGAAAAAGAAACUUCAUCGCCUUCGAUCUCCAAUUGGACAGAUUGAGGCUGCUUGUUGACUCUGCCGCUAUAAGUACCGUACCACAUGGUGGUACAUACACACUCGCGUUGAGCUGUGCGGGCUAUUUUUUUUUUCUCUCUGAUUUGCUGAAUUGCUGCUGCGGGCGGUGGAGAUGGCCAGAGGGGGAGCGAUGGUCGCGGCGGCGGAUGCCGGCGCCGGCGCCGGCGUGGCGCCCGGGUACAGCAGCGAGAUCACGUUCACCGUGGUGAUGAGCUGCCUCAUGGCGGCCUCCGGCGGGCUCAUUUUCGGCUACGACAUCAGCAUCACAGGUGGACUGACGCAGAUGCAGUCGUUCCUCGAGGCGUUCUUCCCAGACAUCUGGGCGAAGAUGAACAACGCCGAGCAGGACGCGUACUGCAUCUUCGACAGCCAGGUGCUCACCACCUUCGUCUCCUCGCUCUACCUCGCCGGCGUUUUCGCCUGCCUCAUCGCCGGCCACGUCACCCGGAGGGUGGGCCGGAGGAACUCCAUGCUCAUCGGCGCCUCUCUCUUCUUCGUCGGCGCCAUCCUCAACUGCGCCGCCGUCAACAUCGCCAUGCUCGUCAUCGGCCGCAUCCUCCUCGGCUUCGCCGUCGGCUUCACCAACCAGUCUGCGCCGGUGUACCUGGCGGAGAUAGCUCCGGCGCGGUGGCGCGGGGCGUUCACGAGCAUCUUCCACUUCUUCCUCAACGUGGGGAUGUUCGUGGCCGACCUGGUGAACUACCGCGCCAACACCAUCCCGGUCUGGGGCUGGCGGCUGUCGCUCGGCGUCGCCGUCGUCCCGGCCGCCGUCAUCCUGGUGGGCGCCGCGUUCAUCCCGGACACGCCCAACAGCCUCGUCCUGCGCGGGAAGCUCGACGAGGCCCGCGCCUCGCUGCGCCGCAUCCGCGGAGCCGCCGCCAACAUCGACGCCGAGCUCAAGGACAUCGCCCGCGCCGCGGAGGAGGACCGGCAGCACCACACCGGCGCGUUCCGGCGCAUCGUGCGGCGGGAGUACCGCCCGCACCUGGUGAUGGCGAUCGCCAUCCCGGUGUUCUUCGAGCUGACGGGGAUGAUCGUGGUGACGCUGUUCACGCCGCUGCUGUUCUACACGGUGGGGUUCUCGAGCCAGAAGGCCAUCCUGGGGUCCAUCAUCACCGACGUGGUGAGCCUGGCGUCCAUCGCGGCGGCGGCGCUGACCGUGGACAGGUACGGGCGGCGGACGCUGUUCAUGGUGGGCGGCGGCGUGCUGCUGGUGUGCCUGACGGGCAUGGCGUGGACGUACGGGGCGCGGCUGGGGAGCGACGGCGGGAAGGCGAUGCCGCGCGGGUACGCGGUGGCGGUGGUGGCGCUGGUGUGCCUGUACGACGCCGGGUUCGGCAUCUCGUGGGGGCCCCUCAAGUGGAUCAUCCCCAGCGAGAUCUUCCCGCUGGAGGUGAGGUCGGCGGGGCAGAGCAUGAGCGAGGCCAUCUCGCUGGCGCUCACCUUCGCGCAGACACAGUCGUUCCUCCGGAUGCUGUGCAGCUUCAAGUUCGGCGCCUUCGCGUACAACGCCGCGUGGGUGGUGGUCAUGACGGCGUUCGUGGCGCUCCUCCUGCCGGAGACCAAGGGGGUGCCCAUCGAGUCGCUCGGCGCGGUGUGGGCGCAGCACUGGUACUGGAAGCGCUUCGUCAAGCCGCCGCCGCCGCCGCCAUCGACGGCGGCGGAGACCAAGCAGGCGGACGGGGCUCCGGCAUGAGAGACGUGGUGGUGGGGGGCUGGGCAUUGACACGUACGUACGUUGUGUUAGCUAAUGCUGAUGGGCUCGUGAUGUCGGGCACUGCAUGCAUGGUGCGGUGGUGUGGAGUGUGGACUCGAUAUCCAUCGGCAUCGCCGUUGUUGGGGUUAGCCACACGGGCAACUGGGCAAACCGGGGCGAUGGACAUGGAUGAUCGAACAAGUCGACUAGUUCUGUCUUGUGUAACGCAGACACGGUAGAGUCUGACCAUCAAACGUUACUUAUCACAUAUACAGUACUCCGCAGUAUCUCGAUUGAUAUGAGUCGUUCGCGUGAAAACAAUGUGGGCGUAACGAAUUAACGAAAGAUACUUGUUUGUUUGUUUAGGGUGCAUUUGGUUCACACCUUUACGGUCAAGGUUAGAUGAGAUAUGGCGGUCCAUAAUUUGCUAGA
This is a messenger RNA of Oryza sativa Japonica Group (Japanese rice), 2361 nucleotides long. Its product is annotated as sugar transport protein MST1-like. NCBI's taxonomy places the organism in Eukaryota, Viridiplantae, Streptophyta, Magnoliopsida, Poales, Poaceae. Gene Ontology annotation, molecular function: monosaccharide transmembrane transporter activity. The record is from RefSeq and is a predicted model, not a curated record. Gene Ontology annotation, cellular component: membrane. Gene Ontology annotation, biological process: monosaccharide transmembrane transport.